UCAGAUACUUCAGUGCAUCGAUUUCCUCGGUACGCGCACGUUGACAUCAAUGACGCGAGGAUGAUCGUUCACUGCAGAAUAUCAUGGAUGAUAAUCGCAGCGCUCAUUCUUCUCGCAUGCAUAUCGUCCUCGACAUCUGUGAAACUGCGAAAGCUACGAAGGAGGUCGACGACGACGAAAGCCCCGGUGAUCAUAAAAGUGAUACAUAAGUAUUCCGACGAUGAGUUCACGCACGGUGUGUCGUUCAAUUGCACUCGUAAUAAUUGCGGAAAUUCGCGCGAUAAGUACAGUUCCGACGUCGACAAGGCAUUGCCCGAGCAAGACAAGUUCCGAAAACUCAAGAAGAUCACGCUGCAAAAGGUCGACAAGCACAUUAAAUUAAAUCUUUCGAAAUCUUUGAGCAGAACAAAAAGAAAUCUCGGAAGUGAUGAUUAUCUUGCGCGAAGGAAUGCGAGCGAUUAUUAUGCGCAGCGAAGAGCUGUCAUGGAAAGAUACCAUGCUCGGCAGCGUGAAAUAAACGCGCGAUACGCUAAUCGGACGGCGGGCAGCAUCACGGGAUUAAGAUACAACGGCGUGCCUCAGCGCUACCCGGUAACGAACAACGCUACACGAUUUAGAAUCGAAUACGGGUAUCGUAAUAAGAACUCGACAACGGAGAGCGCGACUUCCCGUUAUUCACGAAUCAAUCUGUUGGACAGCAGAGAAACGUUGAGCAAUAGGAUACCGACCGAAUUAAACAAUCGACGGGACAUCGCACCGGAAAACGAUCUUGACUCUAAGUCCGACGUGAAUUUUGUUCAAAGAAGUAACAUCGAGAGAAACGCAUUGAACUUGACGGCCACAUCCUGCGGACCAACAUCUGGAACCGUCGCGCCGAAAACGCGGCAGAAAUCUAAGCAUUGCAACGAGACAGAAGAAAGCGAAGAAGACUCGGUGACGACCAUUACCCCCGGAAGUGAACGUUGGGGAGAAUGCAAAGGAAAACUCGUGUAUCAACACAACUUGCUUCUAGGAUUGACAGGACCCUCGAAUCUCAACGCUAUAUUCGAAGUGAUUAUUGAGGGUUCCGUUUGUAUCACUUGCGUGGAGACAGUGCGGUAUAACGAGACCAAGGCGAAAGUUGCGUUGGUAUCCGGCGGGCGUGGUUUCGAAUACGCGAAGCUCAAGCUAGAGGGUCACAAAAACGAAGGAUUUUCCUACAUAAUAAAGAUUUGGGGUGUCAAAAAAGUAGGUCAGGAUUGCGGUAACGUGGAGUAGUCGAGAUACGGAUAAUCUUGGAAAGUAGGUUCGUUUCUUUUUCGCCAAAUAACAUUACCAAUAAAUAUGAAAAGUCUUUUAAUAGAAACUAUUACGCAUUUUAUAAAUAUAUAUGUAGUCUUACUAAAUAAUAAUCAGCGAGAGUAAUCUCGAAGCACAAAUAUGAAAAUGAGCUAACAUGUACGUAAGAUACAUCGCAAAGAAUGCAGAAUUCCAUGAAAGAUACCUGCUCAAGCUAUAAAAAUAAUCCGUGCUUUCUCCUCUUUAAGCUCACCAUUAAUAUAGACGACAAACACAUUAACAUAGACGAGACUCCUCAACUUUUGCCGAACACCGUGAUGCAGAUAACUUCAAGCAAUUGCAAAGUUCAAUAUAAUAGCGUGACUAACGUAUAAAACGCCAAUUGAUUACACAACCACUCCAACGCGCCAACGAACAUGAUUGAUUUGAUUAUCUCUCCACAUGUAACAAAGGCCUUUAUAUCUUCUGAAAAAAAAAAUUUAAGAAAAA
Messenger RNA from Linepithema humile (Argentine ant), 1767 nucleotides. RefSeq lists its product as uncharacterized. The record is from RefSeq and is a predicted model, not a curated record. NCBI's taxonomy places the organism in Eukaryota, Metazoa, Arthropoda, Insecta, Hymenoptera, Formicidae.